GGGGUCCUUCAGAGGUCCUUUGAAUGCAUGUGGCGCGAUAUGGGAAACAGUGGAAAAUAGUUUGACAGCAGGAGAGCCGAAGAGGUUAUUACCGCCCUUUGUUCUCCAUUUACCCAAACAACAUGCUGUCUGUAGAGCAAAGUUGUUGGUUUGUCCGUAAGGUGAUUUUCUGGAGAGCUGUGGCCAGUAUUGCUUGGGCUGUCCUGUUGUUGCCAUCCAUCACUUCAGUUUUUGUAAUCCUCAGCAGGUUCAGUCUCCUCCACCCCAUCCAGACGAUAUCAGAAUGUCUGUCCUUCUUAACGAGUGCCAGUGCAAUCUUCUCCUUCAUCCUGCUGUGUGGAGUGGUCAUCAUGGUGGGGUUCCUGAACCUGGAGUAUUAUACAGUCAUCCCCACUAUUGCAUGCUCCAAAAUUGCCCUGUUGGGUCAGCUGCUGCACCCUCGUCAAUUUGUAAAUUCCCUGGCCCACUGCAUCAUGGGAAUCAUCGUGGCUUGGUGUUGUGCCAUCACCAUCGGGGGAAGAUAUGAGGCAGUCGGCUACUCUUGCACACAGGGCGACGGCACUGACAGUUCCCCACAGAUGUGUCUGAAUGAGUAUCACCUCAUCUUUCUGCUGGCAGGAGCCUUUGUUGGACUCUCUCACAGUCUACUGGGUGUGAUUCACAAUAUGAAUUAUGUGUCUUUUAACACUGUUCAGCAAUACAAAUACCUUCGCUUUAAGGGCUCCCUACCUUUGGUGGUGAAGUGCAGCGCCACUCAAGCACUUUACUCUGUCAGGAACUACAUCGUUGUGUAUUUCUUUUUGGGAUACAUCCCAAAAGCAUGGAUUUGUAAAACACUGAAUCUCCAUUUAAACAGCUCCGUCCACCCUCUUGACAGCAUAGCAGGACUGCUGGACCUCUCCCUGCUCUACCACACAUGGAUCAGUGCCACCUUCCUCCUCUUCACAUGGCACAUCACACUGCUGCUCUUUAGGAUCUUUGUCACAGAGGUGUUCAGUUUCCCUGUGCAGUCAUCUUUUACUGAGGAUGCUCACCAGUGUCUUCCUAAAGUUCUUACAGACAAGCAGCCAAUGAUUGUGAAGUUUCUAGCUCUGCAGGACUUGGCUCUGCUGUCUCAACACUCCCCAUCAAGACGCUGUGAGGUCUUCAGUCUGAGUCAGCCAGGGGGCCAUGCUCAUAACUGGAACGCCAUCAGUAAGGAGUGUCUGUCUCUGCUGGCUGAUCUGACCCAGAGACUCGUCUCCUAUCAUGAUACUGUUGCAACCAAUGGCAGGGCCAAAUCCCUGUCUACUGGCAGUGAAAGGAAGACUUCAUCUGAGACAUCUAUAAUCUCGGCUCCGGACAAUCUGAUGAGCCCAAGGCCCACUUUACUCAUGAAAACUCCAGCUUCGGUCUUCGCACGCUCCAUCGUUGGUGGCCCACAGAGCCCUCUCACAGCACCAUUCACUCCUGACCUGGACAGUCCUUUUGCAUCUCCGGCCCUGCGGCGUCUCACUGCGCCUGUGGACCCGUGCUCGCCGUGGUUCGGCACCGUGCAAAGCCCACACAUCAUGAGGAGAGCCCCGAAACUCUGGUCCACCUCCACAGAUUCACAGGUCAAUGGCAGUCCCCAGGCUUCACCUGCCUCAGUUCCCAGUCCUAAGCAGGAACCAUCCAAACCAAGCCUCAUGGCUCAGUUCCUCCAGAACAGAAAAGAACAGGUUAAAACUUUCUUGGCAAAGCGCGUGCUGAUAAUGUAUUUGUUUAACAAGCUUCCAGAAGCUUCCAGUCAAGCUCUGUUUGCAGACAGCCAGGCUCACAUCUGGGCUUUAGAAGGGCUGUCUUACCUUGUUCAAGCCUCCUUCUCAGAAGAUCAGUUUGGGGUUGUGCAGACUACAUUACCCAGCAUUCUCAGCUGCAUGCUGGUCUUACAAGAGGCAGUAGAUCGACACUUUAAGCUGCCUCAUGCCUCCAGUAAGCCUGUGAGGUCAGCUGGCAGCAUGGGAGACUCUACUCACAAAACACUGCGCUUUGCUCUCCGGGCCACUCUCAAGACUGCCAUCUACAGGAUAACAACUACUUUUGGGAAUCACUUAAAUGCUGUUCAGAUGUCUGCAGAGCACCGGAAAAGAUUGCAGCAGUUUCUGGAGUACAAGGAAUAACACACUUGACACUUGUGCCUUCAGAUUCUUAUCAGUGUGAUGUGUGUGUGUGCGUGCGUGUGUGUGGCAACAAGUGAAAGCCCAUGAUAGUGCCUCUUUUAAUAUUUAUGUCUGCACUGUGUCAUGGCGGAUUGUAUUUGAUCGGCUAGAUCACAUCUCGUACAUGCAUGAGGUGUGGGCUUCCUGCCCAACUGACAGACUGAAGCAGGCUGGAAGCCCAACUGUCACCUCCUGUGUCUUUGAGAUUUAAACUAGCUCACUGUAUAGACAAGCAGCUCAUUCCAAAAGAUUUGUUUCAUUUGUAUUACAAGAAAAAUCAUAAAGUGAUCAUCUUGACUUUUGUUUAUUGGGAUGAGUUGUAAAGGGCUAUGUGUAAAUUAUGUAAAUGUUCUUUUGGUUUCACUUCAUCAGCUGUCUUUUGGAAUGACUGUAUCCUUUUGAUUUCAGAACAGUUUGCAUUAGGUGUGAUGAGUGAGAGAGAUAGUUUAUGUGAGAGUGAUGAGAAAGAAGUUUGUUCUCACAGGUGUCUGAAAUGUGUUCUGGAAAUAUAUUUUCUAAGAUCUGGUUUUGUUCUAAACACCAGCCUGAAGAACUAGUUAACUGUGCACAUCAGUUCAGGUUCUCCAACUGCAAAAUGCAAUAUAUUCAGAUUUACAGAUCAGACAACCUCUGUUUGUACAUGUUAACUGUUUGUUUUGUUCAUGUGAAAUAUGGAUCUUUCAUGUCGGAUCACAGUGUGACUGCUAACAAGUGUUUCCCACUCAGAGACCUGUUGAAUAAAAACAUUAUGUAAAUAUCA
Molecule: messenger RNA, 2940 nt
Organism: Centropristis striata (black sea bass)
Lineage: Eukaryota; Metazoa; Chordata; Actinopteri; Perciformes; Serranidae
Gene: ndc1
Product: NDC1 transmembrane nucleoporin
Exons: 18
Coding region: 123-2141 (672 amino acids)
Biological process (GO): nuclear pore organization
Cellular component (GO): nuclear pore transmembrane ring
Molecular function (GO): protein-macromolecule adaptor activity
Source: RefSeq, a predicted model, not a curated record